AUGAUUAAGGAAGUAGAAAAAUAUAAUUUAGGUGUAGUAGCUCUGCAGGAAAUAAGAUGGAAGGAAGCAGGAAGUAUAGACAUGGGCAAUAUGACAAUCCUUUUCGGGGGGUGUGAUGAAAGAGGACAAUUUGGAGUUGGUUUUGCGGUACGUAAGAAUAUAGUACCAACGAUAAAAGAUUUUAGAAUAAUUAACCCAAGACUGGCGCUGUUGAAAAUAGAGACUAAAUUUUUCGAUAUCGUAUUUAUUAACGUACACGCACCCACGGAGAACAAAUCACAACAAGAAAAAGAAGAUUUCUAUACUGAAAUAGAGCAGCUACUAGAAGGGAUUAGUAAUAGUAAAAUAAAAAUUGUACUUGGAGACAUGAACGCCAAAAUAGGGAAAGAGAGGUCAUAUAGACCAACUAUUGGUACCCACAGUCUACACGACAUGACUAAUGACAAUGGCACAAAAAUUGUGGAUCUGGCUGUAGGGAAAGGUCUUAAAGUCAAGAGUACAAUGUUCCCGCAUAAGAACAUACAUAAAGGGACGUGGGUGUCGCCUGAUGGUAGGCACGUAAACCAAAUAGACCAUAUAUUAAUAAAUGAGAGAUUUGCCAAUAACAUAAUGGAUGUGAGAACAUACAGAGGAGCUGACUGCGACUCUGACCAUUUCCUAGUAGCUAGCAAACUUAGGGUUAAGCUAAAAACAACGAGUAGGAAUGUGAGACCGGAAAUUGUCAGGUAUGAUGUUGAGAAAUUCAGGGAUAGUAGGAAAGCUAAAGAGUUUCAAGAGAACUUACAGAAAAUGGCGCGAGAAUUUAACUCAAAUCAUGAAACAGUAGAUGAGCAAUGGAAAAUAAUUAAACAUACCCUUGGAAAUGUGUCGGAGAAAGUUUUAGGGAAAGCUCAUAGAACGAAGAAACCAUGGUUUAAUGUGAUAUGCCAAGAAGCCCUGAAAAGAAGGAAAAUAGCAAGAGAAAGAUGGCUAAAUGAUGCUAGCAACCAGGAAAUAGAAAGAAUCUUUAGAGCUAAAAGGAAAGAAGCCCAUAACAUUUUUAGAUGUGAAAAGAGAAAGUAUGUUCAAAAUGUAAUAAGGGAGGCAGAACAAGAUUACAGAUCACACAAUACACGGCAGCUAUAUCACAAGGUAAAUAGCUUUAAAGGCGGAUGUAGAAAACAAGAAAAAUUUCUGAAAAAGGACUGUGGAAGCCUAGUGACGAACCAGGAAGAAAUAAUGGAGAAAUGGGCAGAAUACUUUGAAAAGCUCUGUAGUAACUAUAGAGGAAUAGCGUUGCUAGAUACAACAUAUAAGGUAUUAUCAUAUUGCAUCCUGGAUAGAAUUAAACCUCUGGCCGAACAAGUGGUGGGAGACUAUCAAUGUGGAUUCAGGCAAAAUAGGUCAACGACAGACCAGAUAUUUAAAGUCAGGCAGUUAUUCCAAAAGAGCUGGGAAUAUAAUAAGGAACUCCAUGCUAUCUUCGUUGAUUUUCAAAAGGCAUAUGACAGUAUAGAUAGAACUAACAUAACCGAAAUUUUGAAGCAUUUCCACUUCCCAAGGAAAAUAGUUCAUUUAGUUGAAGCUAGUUUAAGACAGACUAAAGUCAAAGUCAAAGUAGGAAACGCGACAUCGAGGAUGGUGGAGGUAAGAACCGGACUUAGACAGGGGGAUGCCUUGUCGCCAGUACUUUUUAAUUUAGUAUUAGAGAAGGUGAUCCGAGAAAUAAAUAUUGGAAGAGAUGAAGGAGUAAGAAUGGAUAGAACUUGCUUUAGUCUGCUCGCCUACGCGGACGAUAUAGUCUUGCUAGGGGAAGAGGAACAAAAAGUGGUAGAAUUAUGCGGCAGGUUAAUAGAAUCGGCAAAGAAGGUAGGGCUACAUCUCAACAUAGAGAAAACACAGUACAUGAAAGUUAGUAAGGAACUAGAUAACCUUCAGGUAAUCGAAACCAUAACAGUUGGUCAGUACAAGUUCAAAAAAGUGGAAGAGUUCAAAUACCUGGGCACGAUUCUAACACAGAAAAAUGAAUGUCAAAUCGAAAUUCAACAAAGAAUAAAAAUGGGAAAUAAAUGCUUCUAUGCACUUGGUAAACUACUAAGUUCGAAAGUCCUGUCAAAAGAGGUUAAGACUCAGCUGUACUUGACAAUCAUACGACCAAUAGUCAUGUAUGGUUCACAAUGCUGGACGUUACGAAAGACUGAGGAGGACAGAUUAGCGGUUUUUGAGAGGAAGGUACUUCGUAAAAUAUAUGGACCUAUAUAUGACCAAGUUUUUCAAGGAUGGAGAAAAAGGCAUAAUCAAGAACUGACGGAGCUUUUCAAUAGNAAAAAAAAAAAAAAAAAAAAAAAAGAUGGGAAGGUAGUAGAGGGAGGAAAAUUGAAUGUAUAA
This is a messenger RNA of Cinara cedri, 2367 nucleotides long. NCBI's taxonomy places the organism in Eukaryota, Metazoa, Arthropoda, Insecta, Hemiptera, Aphididae. The record is from the annotation of a GenBank genome assembly.